GUGAAGAGCCAUCCAGUGCGGUGGGAUGAGCUCCCCCAAGGAAUACGAAGCGAAACAGUGAAGAAAGUGACCUGCAGAUAAGAAAGUGAAAUAUAUUAGUGAUCCGUGAAAAACUGCGAUAGAACCGGAACCUCGGAUCAAGGGGAAGUACUGUCGUUAUCGCAGCGUGUGUAAACACCCAGUAUAAUGGGUUUAAAAGUGGUUUCCAUUGGUAUCCUGCUACUGAUCCUAUUGAUCUCCUAUUGCCAGGCGGAACUAACGCCGCCGUAUUUCAAUCUGGCCACCGGCCGAAGGAUCUAUGCCACGGCCACUUGUGGCCAGGAUACGGAAGGACCCGAGCUAUACUGCAGAUCAGUGGGAGUCAAUGCGGAGUCCGAAUACAUCGACCACUCGGUCUGUGAUUUCUGUGAUACUAAUGUACCGGCGAAAAGUCAUCCUCCACUGAACGCGAUAGAUGGAACCGAUUCCUGGUGGCAGAGUCCUCCGUUGUCCAGGGGAAUAAAAUUCAAUGAAGUCAAUAUGACCAUCAGUUUUGAGCAGGAAUUCCAUGUGGCCUAUUUGUUCAUUCGGAUGGGCAACUCUCCUCGUCCGGGUAUCUGGACUCUGGAAAAGUCCACGGAUUAUGGCAAAACCUGGACCCCUUGGCAGCACUUUUCCGACACUCCCGCCAAUUGCGAGACCUACUUUGGCAAGGACACCUACAAGCCAAUCACCCGCGAUGACGACGUCAUUUGCACCACGGAAUACUCAAAGAUUGUCCCCCUGGAGAAUGGAGAAAUUCCCGUGAUGCUGCUGAACGAGCGUCCCAGCUCCACCAACUACUUUAACUCAACUGUGCUCCAGGAAUGGACCCGUGCCACCAACGUCAGGAUCCGGCUGUUGCGCACAAAGAAUCUUUUGGGACAUCUGAGGUUCGUGACUGGACAGGAUCCCACGGUGUUACGUCACUAUUUUUACUCGAUCAAAGAUAUCUCCAUUGGAGGUAGGUGUAUUUGCAACGGCCACGCCGAGGCCUGCGACGUCGAGGACCCGAAGAGUCCUCUGCGCAUCCUCGCCUGCCGCUGCCAACACCACACGUGCGGCAUAAAUUGCAACGAAUGCUGCCCAGGAUUCGAGCAGAAGAAAUGGCGGCAGAACACCAAUGCCCGACCCUUCAACUGCGAACCUUGCAACUGCCAUGGCCACAGCAACGAGUGCAAGUACGAUGAGGAAGUGAACCGCAAGGAACUCUCCCUGGACAUUCACGGACACUACGAUGGAGGUGGCGUUUGCCAGAACUGUCAGCACAACACCGUGGGAAUCAACUGCAACAAGUGCAAGCCGAAGUACUACCGACCCAAAGGAAAGCACUGGAACGAGACUGAUGUUUGCAGUCCCUGCCAAUGUGACUUCUUCUUCUCCACCGGACACUGCGAGCAGGAAACCGGAAACUGUGAGUGCCGUGCCGCCUUCCAGCCGCCGAGCUGCGACUCGUGUGCCUACGGAUACUACGGAUACCCGAACUGCCGGGAGUGCGAGUGCAACUUGAACGGAACCAACGGAUACCAUUGCGAAGCGGCGAGCGGACAGCAAUGUCCUUGCAAGAUCAACUUCGCGGGUGCCUACUGUAAGCAGUGCGCCGAGGGAUACUACGGAUUCCCCGAGUGCAAGGCCUGCGAGUGCAACAAGAUCGGCUCGAUCUCCAACGACUGCAACAUGACCACUGGCGAGUGCAAGUGUCUCACAAACUUCGGUGGCCACAACUGCGAGCGCUGCAAGCACGGAUACUUCAACUACCCCACCUGCUCACAUUGCGACUGCGACGACCAGGGCACAGAGUCAGAAAUCUGCAACAAGCAAUCUGGCCAGUGCAUCUGCCGCGAGGGCUUCGGUGGCCCAAAAUGCGACCAAUGCUUACCAGGGUUCUUAAACUAUCCAAUAUGCACGUCUUGUAACUGUUCGCUGAAGAGAGGGCUGUUCUUCAACAACCAGAAGGCGUAUGUCAAACUCUUCGAACACUUCAAUGUCGGCACUGAAAUGAAAAUCAGCUUUGAUUUCCGACCGAGGGACCCCAACGGUCUGCUCUUCUCCGUGCACGGCAAGAGCUCCUAUGCCAUCCUCGAGCUGGUGGACAACACCCUGUUCUUCACCGUGAAGACCGAUCUGAAGAACAUUGUGACGACCAACUAUAAGCUGCCCAACAACGAAAGCUUUUGCGAUGGAAAGACACGCAACGUCCAGGCUAUUAAGUCCCAGUUUGUGAUCAAUAUAGCCGUGGACUUUAUAAGUUCCUAUCCGGGCGUGGGCGGCGAAGGAUCCAAGAUUACAAAGACAAACCGUCCGUUGUUCUUGGGAGGACACUUGAACUUUCCAAGGCUGCCGGGCAUCAGUGGACAAAAAAAAGGCUUCAAGGGAUGCAUCAGCAAUGUUAGUGUCAACCAGAGGAUGUUAAAUAUUACGCCUGAAAUGGUCUUUGGUGAUAUAUGGCAUGGUUUCUGCCCGCUUAACUAGCGAUAAGGUCGGUUACGACAGUAGGACCAUUGGUUUAAUUAAACCAAAACUACGAAAAACUGCUGAAAAAAAUUCUUAGGUUUCCAACAAAUAAAGCAACGGACAACGAUGGAACAGAUAUAAAACAAACAAAAUUGACAAGCCAUUGAGAAGGCUGGAAAAUUUAAGCCAAUAAUUCUUUAGCAAAAAGGCAUGUCCCAUAUUUGUUAGUAGGCACUAUAAGCAUAUAACCAUAAUAAAUGUUAUAGACGAGAA
Drosophila elegans is the source of this 2745-nucleotide messenger RNA. Its product is annotated as laminin subunit alpha-like. Gene Ontology annotation, cellular component: basement membrane. Gene Ontology annotation, biological process: axon guidance. The record is from RefSeq and is a predicted model, not a curated record. The transcript is spliced from 6 exons. Lineage: Eukaryota; Metazoa; Arthropoda; Insecta; Diptera; Drosophilidae. Bases 187 to 2490 code for a protein of 767 amino acids.